CAGGACAAACGGCAGGAGAAUGUUGGCACUCGUGGUCUGCAUGUUGACACUUCAACGUGUUGAAUCCUCCUGUAACGUGCCUGAAGGACUUUGCACACUGAAUCUAGACGUGCAGAAAGAGAUUGUGGACCAACACAAUGACUUCAGGAGGAACGUUCAGCCAACAGCAGCUGAUAUGCUGAAGAUGAGCUACAGUAAAGAGGUUGGCCACAGCGCUCAGAGCUGGGUGAACCGUUGCUUGCUAAAACACGGACCUGUCAUGUCCCGCAUGAUCAACGGAUAUCAAAUGGGAGAGAAUCUCUUCUACUCGUCCUAUUAUCUCAGCUGGACUGACGUCAUCAAAGCCUGGCACAGUGAGGUGGAACACUACAAGUUCCCCAUUGGAUCGAUCAAUGGCCAACCUACUGGUCACUACACGCAGAUGGUGUGGAAAGGUUCAUAUAAGAUCGGCUGUGGAGUGAAACUCUGUGGGGAAGUCUUUCUGUAUGGCUGCCAGUACUAUCGAGCAGGGAACUUUAGAUUUUGGAAUCCGUAUACCGUAGGACCUUCAUGUCAAGCCUGCCCGAAUGACUGUGAGGACAGGCUUUGCACCAACCCAUGUCCACAUAUAAACAACAAUGUCUACUGUCCUUUAAAAGCUCUGGAUAAGGUUUGUUCAAAUGAACAGUUCAAGAUGUGUCCUGCUUCGUGUAGCUGCAAGACUGAAAUCAUCCCAAUAGGCUGAAGAUGAAUCCAUACACUAACAGUACAAGGCUUUGACUUUUCUUCCUAUCUAUGUGGAGGGAUGAUGUAGGAAUUCUGUGUUCAAUAUAUUAGACAACGAUCUUUUCCGUGUGCCAAAAAACGAUUACGUUAAAUCACUUCAUUACAAAGUAUACCUGCUUUACUCUUUCACUCCAUAACUUUGACAUUGAAAUGUUGUUUGCUAAAGAUCAUAUGUAAGAAAUGGAUGUAGCCAUCAGGUCAAAGGUCAUCUGCUGAAUUAUGCUUCUUUUCUGCAAUAUUUAACAUUUCAAAGUGUAUUUUUUUCCCCAAGUAAACGCAGUACCAUUUUGAACACUUAUGUCCAAGUCUGUAGAAGACACCACACAUGGUUCAAAUCCCAGCCGAAACGGGAGAUGGUCCAAACAAAAUUAAAACAACAAAACAAAUGGUUAAAAAACCAAUUGAAAAUUGCCAGUUUUGUCAAUCAUUAGUCAAAAUAAACUAAAAUGUGCAACAGCGCAACAUGAGCUCAACAAUAAGAAAGAAAAAAAGCAAUAUUGCCCUUAAAGUCGUCUAGAAUGUCUCCAAAGCCAAUCUUGUGAGGCUUAGAACCCAAUGCUAAAAACAUAUUUGACAGUGUUAUCGACAAACCUACACUACACUUGUACAGCCAUACCUUCAGACACAUAAAGAUAAAACAAAAAAUCAAUAAUGCAGGA
This is a messenger RNA of Cynoglossus semilaevis (tongue sole), 1424 nucleotides long. RefSeq names its product cysteine-rich venom protein. NCBI's taxonomy places the organism in Eukaryota, Metazoa, Chordata, Actinopteri, Pleuronectiformes, Cynoglossidae. The record is from RefSeq and is a predicted model, not a curated record. Bases 20 to 724 code for a protein of 234 amino acids. Gene Ontology annotation, cellular component: extracellular region. The transcript is spliced from 9 exons.